Messenger RNA from Heteronotia binoei (common prickly gecko), 762 nucleotides. Its product is annotated as CD59 glycoprotein-like. The coding region runs from base 21 to 383 and encodes 120 amino acids. Lineage: Eukaryota; Metazoa; Chordata; Lepidosauria; Squamata; Gekkonidae. The record is from RefSeq and is a predicted model, not a curated record. The transcript is spliced from 3 exons.
UUCCAGAUUCAGAAGAGGACAUGGACAAAACAAAAUUCAUUCUCUUCACAGUCUGCAUUGCUAUAGUCAUGUUCUGCCAUUCUGGCGAAGCACUCCGAUGUUACACCUGUGAACAAAGUCCUGUAGUGUGCAGGACCAAUGUUACUUGUACCCACGAAGAAGAUGUCUGCUUGCAAAUCAGGUUUUUGCAUCUGAGAACAUACAGCUGCUGGAAGUCAUCGCGAUGCAUCCGAAAAGAAGUUGCCGAUGAAUUUAAUGCUGACAGUUUUAGAUUCCUUUGCUGCUACAAGGAUCUCUGCAACAAGAGCCCGAGCCUCCUGGCAGCCAGUGCAGCUGCAUUCAGUAUUUCUGCAGUGAUUGUGCUUUGGAUGGUGUCCCAGUAACUCAGGGAUUAAAAUGUAACUUCACUCUGUACAUCUUUUUUUUAUCCCCCAUCCCCCCGUGCCUGGAUAUGUCUGCGGCAGCAGCUGUUUGGAGAAGAGGCACAUGGUUUAACCAGAAAAGAGAUGUGUGAGAAAGAAUCCCAUUUCUGAAACUUACAAGAUAAGGUGGGAAGGACUUUUGACACUGUCCCUAAUUCAUCUAUAUCCUAAAGCCACAGUCACCGAAUUAUUGUGCUACUUGUAGAAUUCUAGCCCAUGAACACAAACAGUAGGUGUUACUCAGACAUUUACUAUGUGAGAUUUGAUAUGCUUACUUGUGUUCCUAUUGAGGAGAAAGGCAGGGUAUAAAUGAAGUAAAUAAAUGAAUACAUUCUAUAUU